AUGUUGGAUCUCCAUGGCCGACCUUUGAAGGGGUUCCAGAUCAACACGUCAUGGGAGCUCAUUCACGCUAUUCGCCCCGUAACGGAGAACGACGAAGCUUUAGUUCCCGGUUGGGUUGGUAUUCAGGGAUAUCAUCGCAUUGUGAAAUCUGCGCAACUGGGUUCAAAUGACGAUAUUGUGGCGAUUUCCGGGGACUUUGAGAUAUGUACACGUGAAUCUGUCAGCGCUGACGAGUGUUGA
Molecule: messenger RNA, 240 nt
Organism: Penicillium waksmanii
Lineage: Eukaryota; Fungi; Ascomycota; Eurotiomycetes; Eurotiales; Aspergillaceae
Exons: 2
Coding region: 1-240 (79 amino acids)
Source: RefSeq, a predicted model, not a curated record